AUGACGUCCUGGGGUUACGGAAAAAAGAACGGACCCGCAACUUGGGGCCAAUCGUUCCAGCACGCUGCGGGAGAUUGCCAGUCCCCGAUAGACCUCAAAGACACUGUAGUUGACAGCGAGCUGGCGGCACGCCCUCUAGUGUUCAACUACCCCACCGCCAGGUGCACAAACAUCUCGAACACCGGGUACUCGUUUAAGGUGGACAUCGACCAAGACGGAGACAACACUCCUUAUAUAGUGGACAAUCAGAAGGCUAGGACCAACAGUCUGUCAGGCGGCCCCCUCACCAGCCACUUCAAGCCGAUCCAGUUUCACUUUCACUGGGGCAAAGAGGACGACAGGGGUUCCGAGCACACAGUGGAAGGGCAGAAUUACUCCGCAGAGCUCCACAUUGUUCACUGGACCAAGGAUAAAGGGGCCUCCUUCUCCGAGGCAGCCUCGGCUCAGGGUGGUCUGGCCGUUCUAGGGAUGCUGAUUAAGGUCGGCCAGGAACAUUCGGAGCUUCAGAAGUCUCUUAGGUACUGCAGUGAGAUCAAAUAUGCCGGGGAUGAGAGGAAGUUAGCUGAUAACGACAAUAUGCAGCUGACGGCCUUGCUGCCAAAGAAUACCACUGCCUAUUGGACAUAUAGUGGGUCCCUUACAACACCGCCAUGCUAUGAAUCCGUGAAUUGGAUUGUAUUCAAAGAGCCAAUUGAAAUGUCGCGAGCACAGCUGGAUGCACUGCGCGAUCUCCGCAGCCACAAGGCUGGUACCUGUCCCAGUGAAGACGACGAGUUUUGUGGCCACGUGGUCGACAACUACAGGCCUCCACAGCCACUGAAGGGACGCGUCUUAAAAUGUUGUCAGUAACAGAGAGAAGAGACAACGCUGUGAUAUUGUUGAACGCACAGAUUAUAACGCAUUAUACAUCAUUGUCCAAGAUUGAUAAACUCGUGUAUUCAAGAGGAUUCGUUUUCCAAUGAUGGCUUAAUAUUUGCUUCCGCAUUUCAGAAUGGAAAGGAGUAGUCUUUAUAAUACCAGUGAACAUGACGUUGCUUUGUUUGACCAGUCACCUCCAUGGAGACGUGGUUCAUUCCAAAGAUCUUUUCUUUGUGUCAUUUCUUCCACUGUAUAAUAAGACUUGUUCUACUCCUCGUUUUCUAUAAAAAAAGGCGCACCUCAUGCCGUCGAACAUGUUUUGAACACUUUGAUCAGAUUUGGACAAAACUGUUAGGGUUUGUAAGAUAUGUAACGAAGAAAAGAAUUCUGUGGGACUAUCCACCUGUUUAAGCUCCUUGUGAGGAACAGAUGGCAACUAGCUCCCCCUAUAGUUAAUAUUAUUCUCUAAAACGCAUCAUUGGGUAAGCCAGUUCGGUUCCGUGCUUUGUGUUCUCUUGAGGUAAUGUAUUGGAUACAUUUUCAUCAAGGUAAUGUAUUUGAUACAUUUUCAUCAAGGUAAUGUUUUGAUACAUUCUCAUCAAGGGCAAUAAUUGUCAGUAGAGACUAGUCUUUGGAGUCCUUAGCCAUCAUGCCCCGAGUCAAAAUUGUUUCUUGAAGACCUUGCGGAGACAUAUAAGUAAAAUCCACUUUGAUAUUUGAAACCACCUUUCGUAAGAGUAAAAAUAACAGAAACGACCCACUUUUGCAUGAGAAAUUGACACUAAGUGCAGUAUCCCACAACAUAUAUUUUUACUUGAUGGCCAGUUCAAACUUUUCUGCAUUGCGUUUCUCGUCUGAAGUCUGUGUAUUGAUCGCGAAACUAGUCUUAGCGACACAAAAUAGCACGAAUCAAAACGAGCAAGCCGCGUAGCUAGUCCCACUUAUUGCAGAAGUGCAUAAAUCAAAAUGUCAGUGGGGGUUGCAGAGUUAGUACCGGUAGUUAUUGAAAUAGAAUUGUGCUUUUGUAUAUAAUAAUCCCAGUUAUUGCAGAAUAGCAGAAAUCAAAAUGUGAAGAACAUAGCAAUAUUUCAUGUAAUAUUGUAUUAGCAUUUUAUGUUAUGUUUAUUAUAUGUGACAUUUCAAGAUGGUU
Molecule: messenger RNA, 2008 nt
Organism: Lingula anatina
Lineage: Eukaryota; Metazoa; Brachiopoda; Lingulata; Lingulida; Lingulidae
Product: carbonic anhydrase 13-like
Cellular component (GO): cytoplasm
Molecular function (GO): zinc ion binding; carbonate dehydratase activity
Source: RefSeq, a predicted model, not a curated record